CGAGAGAGUACACAGAAGUCAAGUGACGAACAUCCUUUUAACUACUCGACAUUUCACUCACCAUGAGGAUCUUCGUGUUCUUCGCCUGCCUUUCACUGGCUCUUGCGUUUUCACCAGGCCGCCUAGACGAGAAGUCGAUCUUUGGCGGCAUCGAGGCGCCUUUAAAAAGUCGCCCCUACCAAGUUGCUAUCUUCCGUACACCCACUGGGGGAUUUAACAGUCAGUAUUGCGGCGGAACUCUUCUCAGCACACGUUGGGUGUUAACUGCUGCUCACUGUGUUGGGACUGGGGGAGCACCGUACGUUGGGCUUGGAUUCCACAACUUAGCAAACGGGCAACAGAUCAUCAGAGGCAAGGGCUACGGCCACCCUUCAUGGCAUUCCAACGACAUAUCUCUGAUUCAUCUGGACGCACCAGCAACCCUGUCGGAUGCCGUACAGCCCAUCAAGCUUGCCAGAAAUGGUUCAGACAUUUCAGGAGGCGAGAAGCUGUUAGUGAGUGGCUGGGGUAAAGCGUCAUCCGGAUACUUCCCGACCACACUGAGACAGGCGGUGGUGAACGGAGUGAAUCGCGCUACAUGCAACAGCAAGGGAGCUUACAACGGCAAAAUCAAAGACAACAUGGUCUGCGCUGCAGCAGCCGGGAAAGACUCCUGCCAGGGUGAUAGCGGUGGUCCACUUGUCAGCAACUUCGACGUUAAUUCGCACUCCCCCAGCACAACACUCGUGGGAGUUGUCAGCUGGGGCUGGGGUUGCGCCAAUCCCCUCUACCCCGGAGUGUACACCCGAGUUGCCUACUACUGCUCCUGGAUCGCCAGUACGACGUCAAAUGAAGUGACAUGCUAGGUGUUUCCAAGUCAGCAUUCUUUGGCAUAUGCAUGAUUCUCGAUUAUGAGAGUGAUUCUAUUAUUUUUCCCCCUCUUAAAAUCAAAACAUAGGGAGUAAUGUUAAGGAAACAAACUUUUUAGUAAUUAGUGAGCCGUUUCAAAGAUUUAUGAUAGAUGAGAGCCUUCAAUCACUCAUUACUGUAGCGUAGUACGUGCUCCUAUUUCAAGACGGGACUGAUAAGGAGUAAACAUGGGCCGUUUUCCAAUACCCAACGUCGGCUCCGUCUCAAGCUCCAACUGCUUUUUACUAGCUGACUUUGAAGAUGUAAGCGCAGUAAUCAGUCUAUUAGUACCACAGAACAUCAAAUAAAAUGCAAGAAAGCCAAAAAAUAUAGUAAUACAAUGCAAUUUAAAGGCUUUAGGACCACAAUCGGGGAUUGGUUUUGGGAAUGAAGCCUGAGACAGAGAUGAAGUUGAGUAUUGGAAAACGGCCAUGUUCAAUGCUGAGUAAUCUGCUCCAUCGCAUACCCUGAUUCUCGAUUGAUCAGACUCAUCCAUGGCAGUAAUUAAGGCAAAACAUCGGGCACCAAAAAGUACAGCUUCCUCCGAAUCAAACUGUGCAUUUUGAUGUUAAAAAAAUCGAGGAAGUUCGUACCUACAAAUAAAUCUGAUAUCAGACACGUCCAAAGUUAAAUUGUGUCCAGGAUAUAGUCUCCAUGGAGCUCUAGACACAAUAUUGGUCGAGUUCGGGCGGCCUGUUCUUGACACGAGUUUCUUGU
Messenger RNA from Acanthaster planci (crown-of-thorns starfish), 1605 nucleotides. RefSeq names its product trypsin-3-like. Gene Ontology annotation, biological process: proteolysis. The record is from RefSeq and is a predicted model, not a curated record. Gene Ontology annotation, molecular function: serine-type endopeptidase activity. NCBI's taxonomy places the organism in Eukaryota, Metazoa, Echinodermata, Asteroidea, Valvatida, Acanthasteridae.